This is a messenger RNA of Engraulis encrasicolus (European anchovy), 1049 nucleotides long. RefSeq names its product sodium-dependent neutral amino acid transporter B(0)AT1-like. The record is from RefSeq and is a predicted model, not a curated record. The annotation marks the transcript as partial. The transcript has 7 exons. Gene Ontology annotation, biological process: sodium ion transmembrane transport. Gene Ontology annotation, cellular component: plasma membrane. Lineage: Eukaryota; Metazoa; Chordata; Actinopteri; Clupeiformes; Engraulidae.
GUUGCCAUGCGUCUGGUGUUCCCGAACCCCGGGCUGGACGACCGGAUACCCAGCCAUGCCCAGCUGGAGAAGCUGGAGGUGGAGGAGGCGGACAGCAGGCCCAAAUGGGACAACAAGGCCCAGUAUCUACUCACCUGCGUGGGCUUCUGUAUCGGGCUGGGCAACGUCUGGAGGUUCCCUUACCUGUGCCAGAGUCAUGGAGGAGGAGCGUUCAUCAUCCCCUACAUGAUCCUAUUGGUCCUGGAGGGCACGCCCCUCCUCUACCUGGAGUUUGCCAUUGGCCAGAGACUCAGAGGGGGCAGUGUGGGGGUCUGGAGGUCCAUCAGCCCCUACCUCACUGGAGUCGGGAUCGCCUCCAUGAUGGUGUCCUUCCUGGUGGCCCUCUACUACAACACCAUUCUCUCCUGGGUCAUGUGGUACUUCUUCAACUCCUUCCAGAACCCGUUGCCAUGGAGCCAGUGUCCCAUUAACGACAACAGAACAGCUCUGGUGGAGGAGUGCGCCAAGAGCUCCUCCGUGGAUUACUUCUGGUACAGGGAGACCCUGAACACCUCGGCCACCAUCGACGACUCUGGAGGACUGAUGUGGUGGCUGGUGCUGGUGUCCUUCUCAGCAUGGACCAUACUCUACAUCUGCUGCUUGAGAGGGAUCGAGUCCACUGGCAAGGCGGUCUAUGUGACUUCAACUCUUCCGUAUGUGGUGUUGGCCAUCUUCCUGAUCCGAGGAUUAACCCUUAAAGGAUCCACCAGUGGCAUAGUGUUCCUCUUCACCCCAGAUGUGAACGAGUUGAUGAAUCCUCAAACCUGGCUGGAUGCUGGAGCUCAGGUGUUCUACUCGUUUGGUCUGGCCUGGGGAGGCCUCAUCUCCUUCUCUAGCUACAACUCUGUGCACAACAACUGUGAGCUGGAUGCCAUCAUCAUCUCCAUAGUAACGGGCUGCACAUCGCUCUAUGCUGCCAUCGUCAUCUACUCCAUUAUUGGGUUCCGAGCCACAGAGAAAUACGACGAUUGCCUCGGCGGGUAUGUUAUCAAGGUCAUGUCAAUGUCAAU